Dothidotthia symphoricarpi CBS 119687 is the source of this 1530-nucleotide messenger RNA. RefSeq lists its product as uncharacterized. Lineage: Eukaryota; Fungi; Ascomycota; Dothideomycetes; Pleosporales; Dothidotthiaceae. Gene Ontology annotation, molecular function: L-lactate dehydrogenase (cytochrome) activity; heme binding. The record is from RefSeq and is a predicted model, not a curated record. Gene Ontology annotation, biological process: lactate metabolic process. The transcript is spliced from 2 exons. The coding region runs from base 1 to 1530 and encodes 509 amino acids.
AUGAACCGCGACAGCAACGAUACCCAGGCGGUGAAGCUCUCGGGCGAGGAGGUCGCAAAGCACAACAACAAAGACUCGUGCUGGGUCAUUGUCCACGGCCGCGCAUACGAUGUCACAGAGUUCAUGCCAGAGCACCCGGGAGGUCCCAAGAUCAUCCUGAAGUAUGCCGGCAAAGAUGCGACGGAAGUGUAUGAGCCAAUCCAUCCCCCCGACACGCUCGACAAGUACCUGGACAAGUCCAAGCACUUGGGAGAGGUGGACAUGAACACGGUGCAGCAGGAAGAGAAGGAGUUUGACCCCGAUGAGGAAGAGAGGCAGAAGCGCAUCGAGCGCAUGCCAAUCCUCGAGCAGUGUUACAAUCUGAUGGACUUUGAGGCCGUUGCACGAAGGGUCAUGAAGAAGUCGGCAUGGGCAUACUACUCCAGCGGUGCCGACGACGAGAUUACACUACGCGAAAACCACACCGCCUUCCACAAGAUCUGGUUCCGCCCCCGAGUCCUCGUAGACGUCGAGAAGGUGGACACAAGCACAACAAUGCUCGGCACAAAAGUGGACCUCCCCUUCUACGUGACCGCGACCGCCCUAGGCAAACUUGGCAACCCAGAGGGAGAAGUCGUCUUGACGCGAGGCGCGAAGAAGCACAACGUGAUCCAAAUGAUCCCAACACUCGCGUCUUGCUCGUUCGACGAGAUCAUGGACGAAGCAGACGGCAAUCAAGUGCAAUGGCUCCAGCUCUACGUCAACAAAGACCGCGAAGUCACAAAGCGAAUCGUGGAGCAUGCCGAGAAGCGCGGCUGCAAGGGCCUCUUCAUCACUGUCGAUGCACCGCAGCUCGGUCGUCGCGAGAAAGACAUGCGAUCCAAGUUUUCCGACGUCGGCUCGAAUGUUCAGAGCACAUCUGGGUCAGAUGUAGACCGAAGCCAGGGCGCCGCACGUGCCAUCUCGUCGUUCAUUGACCCGAGCCUGAGCUGGAAAGACAUCCCAUGGUUCAAGAGCAUUACAAAGAUGCCCAUCAUUCUCAAGGGUGUGCAGUGUGUUGAGGAUGUUAUACGCGCUGUUGAAGUUGGCGUCGAAGGUGUUGUUCUCUCCAACCACGGAGGUCGCCAGCUAGACUUUGCCCGCUCUGGUAUUGAGGUUCUCGCCGAAGUAAUGCCAAUUCUUCGUGCACGCGGCUGGCAAGAUCGCAUCGAGGUUUACAUUGAUGGCGGUGUACGACGAGCGACGGACAUCAUCAAGGCUGUAUGCUUGGGUGCAAAGGGCGUGGGAAUCGGGCGACCAUUCCUCUACGCUAUGUCUGCUUACGGUCUCCCUGGAGUGGACCGCGCUAUGCAGUUGUUGAAGGAUGAGAUGGAGAUGAACAUGCGCCUGAUUGGUGCCGCGAACGUCUCUGACCUCAACCCGUCAAUGCUCGAUACAAGAGGACUGAGCAUGCACACUACAUCGGUGCCGAGCGACACACUAGGCCUGAACGUGUACGACCCACUCCUUGGCCCUCAAGAGCAAAUGAUCAAAGAGAAGGCCAAAUUGUAA